Messenger RNA from Nicotiana tabacum (common tobacco), 576 nucleotides. Lineage: Eukaryota; Viridiplantae; Streptophyta; Magnoliopsida; Solanales; Solanaceae. The record is from RefSeq and is a predicted model, not a curated record.
AUGAAGCUUAACCCCGAGAAGUGUGAAUUCGAGGUUAGCUUCGGUAAGUUCUUGGGAUUCCUGGUAUCACAAAGGUGGAUUGAGGUUAACGUUGAUAAAAUCAAAGACAUCGAGGAAAUGUCGAACCAGCUACCAAGCGUAAAAGAGGUUCAAAGGCUAAUGGGGAGAAUGGUCGAUUUGAGCAGAUUCAUUUCCCGAUCUUCAGAGAUAUGCCAUCAUUUCUUCUCGCUUCUCAAAAAGAAGAACAACUUUGAUUGGGCCCCGAAAUGUCAACAGGCUUUGAGGCAUUUGAAAAGGUAUUCGUCAAGUCCUCAGUUACUAUCAAAACCGGAGGAAGGUGAAAAUUUAUUGAUCUACUUAGUAGUCUCUGAGGUAGCGGGAAAGUUUCCUGAAGAUCCGAAGGCAUCAUGGGCGCUACGCACUAAGGCAGCGCGAUAUAGUUUCAAAGGAGGUCAAUUGUAUAGAAAAUCUUUCCAAGGCCCGCUGGCUCGAUGUUUGGGAGCCUCUGAAGCAAAUUAUGUUAUGCAAGAAGUCCACGAAGGGAUCUACGGAAAUCAUUCAGAUGCAGAUUCAUUA